Messenger RNA from Drosophila innubila, 1142 nucleotides. Its product is annotated as replication termination factor 2. The transcript has 2 exons. Gene Ontology annotation, biological process: mitotic DNA replication termination; site-specific DNA replication termination at RTS1 barrier. Gene Ontology annotation, cellular component: nucleus. Bases 94 to 999 code for a protein of 301 amino acids. The record is from RefSeq and is a predicted model, not a curated record. Lineage: Eukaryota; Metazoa; Arthropoda; Insecta; Diptera; Drosophilidae.
AACUGCAAUAAUAACAAUAAAAUUAAAACAGAAUAAAAACUUGUAGAGAAAUUGCAUUAAUAAUUAACUAAAAUUAUAAAAAAUUGUACUAAAAUGGGAUGUGAUGGUGGCACUAUACCUAGACGUGAUGAACUUGUGCGCGUAAAGCAGAAACCUGAACAGAAAGAUAAAGAUGCGGAGCGUGAAUUUCGCUGGUUGCACUGUGCCCUGACCCAACAGCGACUGCAGGAGCCCAUUGUUAUGUGUACCAUGGGACGCCUCUACUCCAAGCAGAGUGUCAUUGAGCGUUUGCUGGAGAAAGAAAAGAUGCCAGAGACUUCAGUUCAUGUGCGCACCAUGAAGGACAUCAAAACAUUGCAGUUGACAGCAAAUCCUGCAUUCACCGAGGAGGACAAAACCGAGGGACUGUUGGACACACGCCAUGCGCCCUACAUAUGCAAACUGAUUGGUCUCGAGAUGUCGGGCAAGUUCCGCUUUGUCGCCCUGUGGAGCUGCGGCUGCGUCAUGUCGGAGCGUGCUCUAAAGCAGAUCAAAGGGAGCACGGCAAGCACUUGUCCACUGUGCCAGUUGCCUUACAGCCUCGAGGAUGUGAUUGUGCUCAAUGGCAAUGAGGAGGACUUGGAGCUGAUGAAAGUCAAAUGUGAAAUGCGCGCAGCCAAGCGCAAGUCCGCCAAAAAGGACAAAAAGGAAUCGAAGAAAACAGAGACCAGCGUCAAGUCAGACCCCGCUGCUGAGACUACUGAGACUGUCCCCACUACCGUCAAGGAAGAGCAACCCUCCAGCAGCAGCAGCCACAAAUUGAAAGCUUUGGCUAAUCCCAAACGCCUUGGCGCAGUUAAUGCUAUGCAAGAUCCAGAAAUGAAGCGUUUGAAAACUGAUUUCAGCGUGGCCAAAGAUCCCAAGGCCAGUGAUGUCUACAAAUCUCUGUUCACCAGCCACAAAACUGACAAGGAACAGGAACGCGCUCACUGGAUCACCUACAAUCCAUUUUACAAUUAGUUUAAUAAAUAAUUUUAAUGUUUAUAGUUUGCUAUACGUUUCCAAUCACUAUAUACAUUUGUAGUUCAACUGGGACAACUCAGUAGCUGAUAUUUCAUUGUAUAAAUAUUACUUCAAGACAAAUUAAACAGACGAUUUGAAUA